AUGGCCUCUGCAGACAACUCCAAUCGACGUAAAGCAGCUAUUCCAAGCCCCGCGGGCGAGCUUCGUGAACCAAAGCGGCAUGGCCUGAUCGCACAGCUGGUAUGUGCUGCAAAGCUUACCAAGCUUGAUUCAAUCACCUGGGCGUGUUUGUGGUUUGCGGAUCUCUCGAACUUAGAAAGUCUCGUGUCAUCCUGUGGAUUGAAUUCACCGCACGGUUUUAUGGUGCACCGCAGUCUCUCGAAGAGUGAGGAUAAAACACAAGUAAUUGAUGCCUGGGCGGUUUCACGGCCCAAAGAAGAACUGGAGAAGGCCUAUGAAGACGAAGAAUCAGAUACCGAGGGGCCUCCGAUCAAGAAGCGUCGGUUGACUUUGAACACAGAAGAGAGUCCCAGUCCUGAAGAAGAAGCAGCCACUCAUUUAGCCAAUAGACUAUGCACUGAGCGAGAUAAUGCCACUUGCGUGGUCACCGGUUGCCGUGAUCCGGUCGAAAUCGCACAUAUACUCCCCAACGGUCUUGGAAGAAUGGAGUCUCAAGUACUCCAGAACUUUUGGUUUCCUCUGCACCGAUUCUGGAGCCAAGAGAGGGAUCGGAGAUCACUUGAGGUGCAAUUCUACUGGCUCCCGGUUUAUAACUACCGUUCGAGAAUUCCCGCAACCGAAGUCCCCAGUCGUAUGUCUCGCAAGCUCUCCGGAACAACCGUUGAUGGAAAAGAAACCAUGCUGUUUAAUAUUGCCACAGAUAAGAAACUAUGCUCUGGAGACAUUCUUACCUUCAAAACAAACGACCCUAACAGUCACCCCCUUCCAUCCAUGGAGUUGCUAGACAUGCAGUGGGUCCUAGAUCGAGUUCUUGCCCUCAGUGGUGCCACCUACGCCACAGACGAAGAGCUUUAUCCCGAUUUCUCGUCGAAUGAGGGCUCAUUUUGGAAUAGCGAGGAAGAUUUCUGA
Molecule: messenger RNA, 948 nt
Organism: Aspergillus piperis CBS 112811
Lineage: Eukaryota; Fungi; Ascomycota; Eurotiomycetes; Eurotiales; Aspergillaceae
Exons: 4
Coding region: 1-948 (315 amino acids)
Source: RefSeq, a predicted model, not a curated record